Capsella rubella is the source of this 766-nucleotide messenger RNA. Its product is annotated as paired amphipathic helix protein Sin3-like 4. Gene Ontology annotation, molecular function: transcription corepressor activity. The transcript has 5 exons. NCBI's taxonomy places the organism in Eukaryota, Viridiplantae, Streptophyta, Magnoliopsida, Brassicales, Brassicaceae. The record is from RefSeq and is a predicted model, not a curated record. Gene Ontology annotation, cellular component: chromatin; histone deacetylase complex. Bases 145 to 627 code for a protein of 160 amino acids. Gene Ontology annotation, biological process: negative regulation of transcription by RNA polymerase II.
UGUGUGGGAAUUGUUCAAAGUCUUUUUGUAUCUGCCUGUUACCGUGUAAAGGUAACGUACUGCCCAUCUACACUUGUGUAUCGAUGAAUCUUUGAUUGAUCGAUCCUCUUCACUUUUAUACAAACUCUUGCUAGUUUCGAAAUCAUGCUUCCGCAUAAGAAGCCAACUACAAAUGAGGCCCUUGAUUACCUCAGAGCUGUAAGAGAUAAGUAUAUAGAUAACCAUGAAAUAUAUGAUAAAUUUCUUGAGACCAUGAAGGACUACCGAGCUGAAAGAGUUGAUACUGGUGGUGUCAUCUUAAGAGUGAAAGAACUCUUCAAAGGGGAACCAGAGAUACUCUUAGGUUUCAAUACAUUCGUGCCAAUGGGUUACAAGAUAACACUCAAUGAUGACGAAACCCCACCAAACAAGUCUAUUGCUCACUUUGACGAUGCAUUUAAUUUUGUCAACAAGGUCAAGAAAAGAUUUGAGAAUCCUGAAACAUUCGAGUCAUUUUUAAACGUUUUGAACUCGUAUAAAAAGGAGAACAUGUGCGUAGCUGAGCUCUACAGUGAGGUUUCUAUCCUUUUUCGAGGCCAUCGGGACUUACUUGAGGAAUUCCAUCAGUUUCUUCCUCGUAAUGGAUGAUUGGUUUGGUUCGAGCCAUGAGCCAUCACUUUAUAUGCUUCCAUCUUGACUCAAUCAAUGUGCCGUAUCAUUAGUUUGUUGCUGAAUUGGUAAAACUAGUUCUCUAUUUUACAAGUUGUUUUAUACUAUUCAAACUGAA